Suhomyces tanzawaensis NRRL Y-17324 is the source of this 1866-nucleotide messenger RNA. RefSeq lists its product as uncharacterized. Lineage: Eukaryota; Fungi; Ascomycota; Pichiomycetes; Serinales; Debaryomycetaceae. Gene Ontology annotation, molecular function: DNA binding. The record is from RefSeq and is a predicted model, not a curated record. The transcript has a single exon. Gene Ontology annotation, biological process: regulation of DNA-templated transcription. The coding region runs from base 1 to 1866 and encodes 621 amino acids.
AUGAGUAACGGUUUGUUGCCUAUUUCGGUCGCAUCCAGGACCAUCACCAACCUUUCUGGUGAGCCUAACGGGUAUGGAACUCCCGCCUAUAAUGGGUUUAUGUAUCCUAACAACAUUGGCCAUAACCACCGUGGAGUUGAAGAAGUUCAAAGAAUCAUCAUGUCUUUGAAAUCCGGAAUCGAAAGUGAAGUAAAAUGGUCCUUGAGUACGUUAACACGUGUAUCUGUUCAUCCAGUCAUUAUGUUGGAAGACUUGCCAUUUGUUGGUAACGAACUCAUCAAGUUCUUUAUCCGUCCAUUCCACUGGAUUCUUGAGCAAAAGCCAAAUAAAGUCAAUCAAACAGCCAUUUCCUUCAGUUUGGAUUCUUUACUCACACUUCGUAACCUCUCACAAGACCUUUCAAAUCAACAGUGGUUAUCUCAAAUCAAACCUUUGAAGAAGCAUAUUAUUGAAGUAUUAAGAUUUUUGUUAAAUUGGUUCUAUGUCGAGUCCCAUCAAAUACACUCCCUAAAAGUUUAUGAAAAUCAAUUCAAGGAAGCAUUGGGUUACUUGCUUGACUUGCUCGAGCCAUUAAGUUGUUACUAUAUUGAUAACACCAAGAACGAUCCAUUAUUCAAUUUACUAUUGAAUUUUUCAACCAUAACAAACGACAAAGCUGUCUUCGUCAGUAUAAUAAAAACAUUGUCACAUUUAUUGAUUAUCCGUGAAAAGGCAACGGAUGGAAAUGACACGAAUGGAGAAGACGAUAGCCCAGCCAGAACUCCAAAUAACUGUAUCGACUCAAUUAAAGAUACACAUCUUGAGUCGAUUGUCAAUCAAUUGCUUAUCAACGAUAAUGAUUUGGCUUUCACAGUGUUGGAAUUCUUGAAGCAAUACUUAACUUCCGAAGCAUUACAUCCAGAACAUCCAAGCUCCGUCAAGGACUCGCAAAAUCUCAGGUUAGAAUAUCUUCUUCAAAUAAAUUCGUCGAAGUCUAACUUCAACACAUUGGUGAAGCAGCUUCCUUUGUUGACGGUUUCCAACUUACCAUUAAACGACGUGUCGAGCAUAAGGCCCAUUUCCCAAUUAACUUUGACCAAGAGAUCGCACUUUUCAGGAGUUCCAUCUACUUUGCCUGAUUUACCACCAGAGUUAUACAGCUUAAUAGUCAGAUUCCCAGAGCCAUUAAGAGCAACCACUUGGUUGCGUUGCUGCUACGAGCCAUUUACUAACCAAGUAUCCAACAACCCUGAAUCCACUGAUGUUGUUCCAGGAGAAGUUACUCAAAUUUCUCUUUGGAAAGCGUACGAGAAACAAUUUCAAGAGAUCUGGGAUUCGGCAGACGGCAAGCAGCAUCCUGAAUACAAGGCAUUGUUGCCUGCGGUGGAUUUCAUUAAGAAUGUGUCACAUGCCUUUCCUAACUCGGAAGCUAUGGUGGUAGCACUUGAACCACCAACCGAUCCACCAAAGAAGAAAUUCAUAAUAAAAGGCAUUCAGCCACGUCAAUUUGCAGUCAACAUUGAUGUGGGAAAUUAUGAAGCUUUGAAACCUAUCCCUGUCAGUUCUAUAAAUCCAAGCGAGAACUACAAGCUUCCUAUCGGCCAUGUUGAGCCCGAAAAGUUUGAUCAUGCUCUCAACAGCUUGUCCGAGAGCAUUCUUUCAUCCAAUAUAACCAAGUCCCUGGAGGCAGUUACGCCAAUUAACCUUACUGCUUGUGAAUUGCUUGACUACAUAAUUGAUGAGGUUCUCGAAACCAGGGAAAACUCCACCGAAGAAAAUAUCUUCAGAUUGUACAAUAGCCAUUGGCUCCCAGAUACCGUUUACUCCAACCCAUCUUUAGUUGAAGGUGGCUUGAUCAACCCUAAAUGGUUGAAGUAUUUAAUCUAG